Trypanosoma rangeli is the source of this 1077-nucleotide messenger RNA. RefSeq lists its product as uncharacterized. The record is from RefSeq and is a predicted model, not a curated record. The coding region runs from base 1 to 1077 and encodes 358 amino acids. NCBI's taxonomy places the organism in Eukaryota, Euglenozoa, Kinetoplastea, Trypanosomatida, Trypanosomatidae. The transcript has a single exon.
AUGUCCGGGCGUUCCCCCAGAGGCAAGGCGGCGGCGCCGGCACCGGCACAGCCGCCUGUUCCGGUGCAGCUGACACAUUUAGUUCCGGUGCGAGUCGUCAGCGUGCACGGCGAUUUUUUCGACACGGAGCUGCACCAAGACGCCCCCAUGCGCAUCCUGCAGCGGGCGGCGGAGGACUGCUUCAAGGUGCGUCCCGAGCUGCAGCUGCUCACGCACAACCGUCAGCAGAUCAAUCCGAACCUCUCGCUGCGGCGAAACGGCUGCUUGCUGCUCAAGGGGGAUCCCUACGUGAAGAUUUUGCUCGACAUUAAGAAGGGCAAAACGUUGAACAUUGUCUGCCAGAUGCCGCCCCACGAGCCCGUCCCACUGGCAUGCGAGGCCGCUGGCACGGUCUGGGAGGUAAAGAAAAAGUUUUGCACUGCCCUCUCCAAGGCGGAGGUGACGCCCCAGCGCAUACGCCUGCUUUGGCGGUACUGGGAACUCAACGACAAGGCGACGCUAGAUUACUACCACCUUCCUACCAAUGCAAAACUUUCCGUGAUGCGGAAACGCGGUUUUGUAGCAACAUCGCAGCCGCAGCGGUCUAGGCGUGCGGCGGGCUUCGCUGUGGUGGAGGCGGGUGGGGGUUUUGGAGCGACGGCGGUGGAAGCUAAAACAGCGUCGCCGCAUCCGCCCGCUGCUGGGAUAGAGAAAAUGCAGGAGCGCACGAUGGCAGGGCCAGCGGUGUCCAUCUCGCCGUGGCCAGCGCUUCCGCGGCAGUUCGGACACGCCGUGAUUCCGCUAGAUCCGGCAGUGGGCGAUCUUGCGGCGCGUUCUCUGGCGAAUGAGGCGGGGCCGCGUCCCGAGAAGGGCGCGGAGUUAGCGAGCAUUGCGUCUGCAUCGGGCAUGCUGGAAGACACCCAGCGGAAGCAGGAGCUCGCCUCGCUCGAAUGCCGCGUCGCGACAACAGACGACGACCGUGCGGGAUACGAAUUGCUCGAAGAGUCGUAUCGGGCAACGCUGGGGCGUGUGGCCGAAUUAGAGGCCACCAUGGGACGCUUUCAGCAUCUGCUGAAGAAGACGCUCGCUUUGAUGUGA